GACGCGCUGCGAGCAGAGGCGCGAGGGAGGACGGCGCACGUGAGCGAGCCUAGAAAGGCAACGGGGCGGCUGGUGGCGUCGCGCCCGUCGCGCGUGUUUAAGUUAAAGCAGUGAACUGGCUCAGGGCUUCAUGUAAUGGCCGCCCAGCUCGACGGCGACUCCCACAUAUCCAUCCCCGUAGGCAUCAUCGUCGGCCUCCUCGCGUCCUUCGUACAGUCUCUCGGUCUCACCGUCCAGCGCAAGAGCCAUGUCCUCAACCAGCAGCUCCCCGAGGACCAGCAGAAGGUCGAACACCGUAGGCCGCUUUGGCUAUUAGGCUUCUCGAUAUUCAUCUCCUCGAACCUCUUCGGGUCCAUCUUCCAGAUCGCCUCGCUUCCAGUUGUGAUUCUCGCGCCCCUUGGAGCGGUCUCCCUGUUGUGGAACGCAUUCUUUGCACGUAUCCUUCUUGGAGAUGUCUUCUCAAUAUGGAUGCUUCUGGGCACGCUGCUCAUCGCUGGCGGCGCGGUGCUAAUUGCGAUCUACGGCAUUGUACCAGAGCCCACUCACUCCCUCGAAGACCUGCUCAUGCUGUGGAAUCGCCCCGUCUUCAUAGUCUACUUCUCCCUCCUGGGCAUGGUAACCGUUGUCUCGCUGGCCAUCACUCACAUCGCUGAAUACUCCUACCGGCGCCGUAUGGUACUACCCGACGUCUCGCCGCCGCUCUCACCACUCGUUCUCCCCACAUCACAACCCUCUAUCUUGACCAACAGCACCACGGCGACCCAUGCAGUCGACCACAAUGAAAGAACACCCCUCAUUGACCGCAAACCCCGCCCCCAGUCUUACAAUCGCUCCAAGUCUCCCUCGCCUUCUGGCAGCCAAUCCAUCAUCUCCACCACAAUCUCCUUCGCGACGAAGUCAACCCGCACACCACUCUUCCUUGCCGGCUCCUAUGCAUCUUUCUCUGGCAUCAUCUCGGGCAUGUGCCUUCUAUUCGCUAAGAGCGGUGUUGAGCUCCUCAUGCUCACCAUCGGAGGGGAUAAUCAGUUUUGGAGGUGGCAGGCAUGGGUGCUGCUACUCAGCCUGGGCGUAUGUGCCCUCUUGCAGCUCUGGUAUAUGCAUAAGAGUCUGGUCCUGGCUGACCCGACCGUUAUAUGCCCUUUGGCAUUCUGCCUCUACAAUUUAUCAUCUAUCUUCAAUGGUCUGGUGUAUUUCGACCAAUUCUCCGUCUUGUCUAAGAAGCAGCUCAUCCUCGUCCUCGUCGGCAUUGUUAUCCUACUCGCGGGCGUGUGGAUCGUUAGCUUCCCACCAGCGGGCGGAUACAGCAUCGACAUCGGCGCAUGGACCGCCGGGGAGAACGAGGAAGACGAAUCCGUCCCCCUACUCCAAUCCGACGUGAGCGAGGGCGAAUCUGAGGACGAACACGAGCAGCAUGACGACGAGCCUCUCCCGAUGCACGCACCACAGCCCAGCCAGUCGCGCACGCGCCGUUCGCGGAGCGAGGACAUCCGCCUGGGUGCCGUACAACCCGACCAAGCUCAAGUGCAAGCAGACGUGCAGCAGCACCACCGCUGCAUCACCGAGCCGCCCGCGCCCGUCGCACCGCCUUCACCCGUCACGCCGCUCCCGCCACGCGCCCGCCGACUCCGCACGGAAUCGCAACUCGAAAGCGGGACGGGCGCAAGCUCGAUGCACCGCUCGCGCUCGUCCUUCGGAACCGCCCAGAGCCCCGAGUCCUCGCUCGGCGGGAGCACGAGUAGGCGGCGACGCACGACGAUCGCCGCGCCGCUCAGCCCGCCUGGCGGAGGGACGGUGCCGGGCCCCCCGGCGCUGAGUGGGUUCUCGAUCGGGCUGAGCCCGGUGAGCCCCGGAUUCGCGCUGGUGCCACGGGAACGGCGGAGGCGGCCGACGGUCGGUGCCGAGAGCAUGAGGAGGGUGGUGAGUGAGGGCGGGGAGGUGAGGGCGAGUAGGGACGUGCAGCGGUUGAGAGGAGACGUGGAGGGCGCGAGGGAGGAGGGGUCGGGCGGUGGUGAGCGGCAGGAGGAGGAGCGGGCGAGGACGAUGGGUGAGGGGAGGCAUGCGCGGGGACGGUGGAAGUGGCUGAGGAAUGUGUUCGCGGUGGCGGGAUCGAGCGCGAAGUGAAGACGAGGAUGUGCGUUUUCGCCGGCAUUGACUGGUCGGGGAUGACCCUCCGGCCGGCGUGGCCUGGAUUGCCGUGGCCCGCGGAGGUCAUUGCGUUUACGGUCGCAGGUUCAUCUUCUGUGAUCGCUCACGGACAGCGAAUAUUACAUAUAGACUGACGAUAUUAUUGUAUUCUUGGACGGAGGACGAGGACUCUACGUGAUUAAUGUUCGGGCGACAGC
Molecule: messenger RNA, 2342 nt
Organism: Rhodofomes roseus
Lineage: Eukaryota; Fungi; Basidiomycota; Agaricomycetes; Polyporales; Fomitopsidaceae
Exons: 5
Coding region: 136-2121 (661 amino acids)
Biological process (GO): magnesium ion transport
Cellular component (GO): membrane
Molecular function (GO): magnesium ion transmembrane transporter activity
Source: RefSeq, a predicted model, not a curated record